Penicillium canariense is the source of this 213-nucleotide messenger RNA. The record is from RefSeq and is a predicted model, not a curated record. Lineage: Eukaryota; Fungi; Ascomycota; Eurotiomycetes; Eurotiales; Aspergillaceae.
AUGGUGGGUGACCACAUGCGAAUCCUGGCUGUUCCCUUCAGCCCUUUCACCCUGAACACCCUGAACACCCUGAACACCCUGAACACCCUGAACACCCUGAACACCCUGAACACCCUGAACACCCUGAACACCCUGAACACCCUGAACACCCUGAACACCCUGAACACCCUGAAGCCCAUCUAUUCUUCACCCGAAUGCCCUGCACACCCCUGA